GCGCAUGCGCGGUAUGGCGGGUUGGCGCAGGCGUAGGCGCGUCGAGUCGAGUUGAGUUGGGCCGAGCCGAGUGGGGCUGAGUCUGGGAACUGAGUCCGGGAAAAUGGGGAAGCGGGAUAAUCGAGUGGCCUUUGUUAAUCCAGUCGCUCUGGCAAGAGCUCGUGGUCCUGCUCCAUCAUCAGGCCCUUCCAUACAAGAUUACUUAAGUCGUCCAAGACCUACGUGGGAAGAAUUAAAAGAGCAGUUGGAAAAGAAGAAGAAAGGUUCUAAAACCCUUGCAGAUUUUGAAGAAAAAAUGAAUGAGAAAUGGAAAAGAGAACUUGAGAAAAAUAGGGAGAAAAUCUUAGGAAAUGAUAGUUCCUUCAAAAGGAAAGAGAAAAAAAGAAAGGAAAAGAAGAAAAGUAGGCCGUCUUCAUCAUCAUCUUCCUCAUCAUCAAGUUCUGAUUCUUCCUGCAGCUCUACGGACAUUGUCAAUGAGGAUGAAAAGAAGCAUGUUAAAAAGAAACGGAAGAGAAAGCAUAGCACUGUGCGAAAACCCGCCGAUGACUCACACAUAGAAUGUGACAUGGAUAGCAAGGAAACCACAAAGAAGAAAAAGAAGAUCAAGGAGGAAUCUGAUAAAGGACGAGAUAAAAAAAAGAAAAAACGUGUUCACUCGCAGCGAAGAUCAGAGGAAUCUGGUUCGGCUGAAGAGAAUGAGGCACAGUCAAGAAAAAAGAAAAAUAGCCAAGCUAAAGACAAAACUGCUGAGAAAUUGAAGAAGAAAAAGAAGCAUAAGAAACAUGGAAAAAAGAAAAAAGUAUUGGCUUCAGAUUUUGAGUCUGCAUGAAAUGAGAAUGAGAAAAAGUAUUUAAAAAAUGGAACUUUAGGUUCUUUGAAUUGUACAAGCUGCAUGGGAAAGACCUCAAGAGUUGAGGUAGAAAGGACUUGAACACUACUUGCUGCAUGAUAUUCCAAAUUCUGCUUGCAUUUGCAAACAUUUGUAACUUUUAAAGUUGUUUUUAUUUGUCAAAGGUGAUAAAUGACAAAUACAUCUUUUUUGUAGGGUUCAAUAUUAUCAAUUGUAAACAUUUUUGUUAGUCCUUUGGUAGCUUGUUUAAAAUGUGUGAUGACCCAACUGUAUUGCUCAUGUGUUGAAUCUAAACAUAACUGAUAAUUUACAAUUUAUUCGGAGUUCCACUUUACCAUGGUGUUGGCUGAGGAAAGGAACAUGCUCAUUAGCCAUACUAAAGAGUUAUAUUUGUACCAUUUCUUGAUCCUUUUAGCUCAACAGACCUAUGUUUUCAAUGUUCAGUUUUAAAUUUGUUUCUAAUUGGAGAGUAGUAUCAUUCCUUCCGAAGUAUUGAUCUGAAAGUUUUAUAACUUUGUAAAAUAUGUAAAAUAAACCUGAAGAUAUCCAUCAUA
Molecule: messenger RNA, 1404 nt
Organism: Amblyraja radiata (thorny skate)
Lineage: Eukaryota; Metazoa; Chordata; Chondrichthyes; Rajiformes; Rajidae
Gene: fam133b
Product: family with sequence similarity 133 member B
Exons: 11
Coding region: 104-829 (241 amino acids)
Source: RefSeq, a predicted model, not a curated record